GUCUCUCUCUCGGACAUCCCAAACUCAAAGCAUAACUUUCACCUUCUGUCUUCAUCAUCUUCAACCCUUGUUCUUCUGUAAUCUUUGCAGAACAUUCAAGAAAAAAAUGGGUGAAGCAGUAGAGAUUAUGUACGGAAAUGGGUUCCCAGAGAUUCACAAAGACACGAAGACGAUGAACCAGAACCUCCUCUGCACCAAACAGCAAGACAUUUUCUGGUACGAAGAAACCAUUGACGAUGACCUCAAGUGGUGCUUUGCUCUCAACAGUGUUCUUCACAAGGGAACCAGUGAAUACCAAGACAUUGCUUUGUUGGACACCAAACGGUUUGGAAAGGUGCUUGUGAUUGAUGGGAAAAUGCAAAGUGCGGAGAGAGAUGAAUUUAUUUACCACGAGUGUUUGAUCCACCCUGCCCUACUCUGCCACCAAAACCCAAAGACAGUAUUCAUAAUGGGAGGUGGCGAGGGCUCCGCUGCGAGGGAAGCACUCAAACACAAGACCAUUGAGAAAGUGGUCAUGUGUGACAUUGAUCAGGAAGUGGUGGAUUUCUGCAGGAGAUUCCUCACCAUUAACAGCGAGGCCUUUUGCAGCAAGAAGCUUGAUCUCAUCAUUAAUGAUGCCAAGGCUGAGUUGGAGAAAAGGGAAGAGAAAUUCGAUAUAAUAGUGGGGGAUUUAGCCGACCCGGUAGAAGGUGGGCCCUGUUUUCAGCUCUAUACCAAAUCCUUCUAUGAGAAAACCCUCAAGACCAAGCUCAACUCCAAUGGCAUUUUCGUCACUCAGUCUGGACCGGCAGGAAUCUUCACCCACAAGGAGGUCUUCACAUCAAUCUACAACACCAUGAAGCAAGUCUUCAAGUAUGUGAAGGCGUAUACUGCUCAUGUGCCAUCUUUCGCGGAUACAUGGGGAUGGGUUAUGGCAUCGGAUGAACCGUUUUCGAUCGAUGUCGAGGAAAUUGAUAGGAGAAUCGAAGAGAGAGUUGAUGGAGAAUUGCUCUAUUUGAAUGGUGCCUCUUUGCUCUCUGCUGCCACUCUCAACAAGACCAUCUCUAUCGCGCUGGAGAAUGAGACCGACGUUUAUACCGAAGAUAAUCCGAUAUUUAUUCAUGGUCAUGGUGUGGCGUACCGGAAUACUUGAAGGGACUAAUGUACAGACGCAUUCUAAGUGAAGACAUUAAAAAUAUUAUUAGAGGAAAAAAAUGAAAGAAAUGAAAAAAAAAACCCUGAAGAAAUCCUCUCUCCCUUGUCUUUAUCAAGAUGAUAUGUUAUAUGUUGGCUUCACUUGUUUACUGCUUUAUUUUAUAAGAUUUUCUUUGUUUGCAUUUCAUAUCUAUUUUCUCCGGUUCAAUGUGUUUUGUUAUCAAA
Molecule: messenger RNA, 1359 nt
Organism: Tarenaya hassleriana
Lineage: Eukaryota; Viridiplantae; Streptophyta; Magnoliopsida; Brassicales; Cleomaceae
Product: thermospermine synthase ACAULIS5
Exons: 10
Coding region: 107-1132 (341 amino acids)
Biological process (GO): polyamine biosynthetic process
Molecular function (GO): thermospermine synthase activity
Source: RefSeq, a predicted model, not a curated record